GUGCGCGCGCGAGAGAUAACAGUGGAAACAGGGCAGGGUCCAACGCAGACAGACGUCGGGAAACGAUUGCACAAGUUGUUUUUCAUACCGGAUGCGUUCAUCCGGUCACUGACGCCGCAACUAUUUUCGGAUUUGUAAAUAUUUAUAAUUAUUAUAUAUAUAUUUAUUUUUAAAUAAGGGGAAGGCAUUUUCUUCAUCCCUUCCCCUUUUCUCGUGAACCCCCUCCGGAGACCACAGGAGGAAGUUCCACGGAAGAACGCAUGAAGUUCGGGGAAACUAACGCGUGCGCGUUCCAGCGUUUUAGAGGGUCGUGACUGUCCACGACGACGCGCGCUCCUGAUUGAUUACACCCCUGCAAUUAAUUUCAUUUAUAUAUUUAUUUUUAAAAAAAGAGAGAGAGAGAAAGAAAACUACAGAUGCAUGAUUGUGCUCAGAGGAGGAGGAUGUUGGAGUGCACAACUUGGAAGCACGCAAGAUUCGGGGUUUAACAGAGGGCAGCGCACGCGAUGAUCAGCUCGGCUCGCGAGCCUUCGGGUCCUCCAGCGCCGGGAUGCGCGGACGGUGCACGCCGGGGAAGCGAGGCGUGUUGUCACCAGGAGGACGCCGGCGUGCUGGUCGUGCCGGCAGCCGGCGAUUUCUGGAACGAGCCCGCUGUCGUGAGCGCGCCGGACGCGGGUGCACGCGUCGGUGGACGCCCGAGCGCGGGGAAGAGCCGGGCCGCGAGUGUCGCGUACGUGCUUAACUCGGAGACGGGCCCGGCCGAGAGCGCGGCCCUGCAGUGCCUGAAGGACGCGUGCGACGCGGCGGCUUGCCGCCUGGACGUGGUCCACUUCGGCAAGCUGGACUUCGGCGAGGUGGCCGUGCUCGACCAGUUCUACAACGCAGAUAUCGCCGUGGUGGAAAUGACCGAUGCUUUCCGGCAGCCGUCUCUCUUCUAUCACCUGGGAGUAAGGGAGAGUUUCAGCAUGGCCAACAACAUCAUCCUGUACAGCGACUCCAACUCCGACUCGCUGCAGAACCUCCAGGAGGUCGUGUGCCAGAAAAACACUUCGUGUGCAGCGAACUACCUAUUUAUUCCGUACAUGGUGACUCCUCAAAAUAAGGUGUACUGCUGCGAGGGCAGCCUCAUGAAGGGCCUCAGCGAAUUGAUGCAGCCCAGUUUCGAGGCACUGCUCGGUCCCAUCUGCAUGCCUCUAGUGGAUCGCUUGACCCAGCUUCUCACCAGCACACAGACCAGCUCCUGCCAGUACUUCCGGGAGACCAUGCUGAACGAGAUCCGCAAAGCACGGGAGCUGUACACGGGGGUGGAGCUUGCAGCAGAGCUGGGGCGGAUCCAGCAGCGAUUGGACAACGUGGAGUGUCUUUCAGCUGACAUCGUGAUCAACCUGCUUUUAUCAUACAGAGACAUACAGGAUUAUGAGUCCAUCGUCAAGCUGGUUGAGACUCUCGAAAAGCUUCCGACCUUUGACCCCAUUGCCAACCCUCACGUGAAAUUCCACUAUGCCUUCGCGCUAAACAGGAGAAACCAGCCUGGGGACAGACAGCGAGCUCUGGACCUCAUGCUUCCUCUGGUCGAGUCUGAAGUGCAGGUGGCCUCGGACAUUUACUGCCUGGUGGGACGUAUCUACAAGGACAUGUUUCAGGACUCGCACUUUACUGACACUCAGAGCCGAGACAGCAGCAUACUCUGGUUCAAGAGAGGGUUCGAAUCGGAGCCCACGCUGCACUCCGGUAUAAACUACGCUGUGCUUUUGCUGGCCGUUGGUCACCAGUUCGACUGUUCCUUCGAGCUCCGUAAAGUCGGUGUGAAGUUGAGCAGUCUAUUGGGAAAGAAAGGCAGUCUGGAUAAACUACAGAGUUACUGGGAUGUGGGCUUUUUCCUGGGUGCUAGCAUUCUGGCCUGCGACAACACUCGGGUCUUACAAGCCUCGGAGAAGCUCUUCAAGCUUAAAGCACCUGUCUGGUACCUCUGCUCGUUGGUCGAGACCAUUCUAAUCUAUCAGCACUUUAAGAAACCUUCGACUGAGCCACCAGGCCCUAAACAGGAACUGGUGGAUUUUUGGAUGGACUUCCUGGUAGAGGCUACCAAAAAAGAUGUCUCAUCUGUCCGCUUCCCAGUGUUGAUUCUAGAGCCCACUAAAGUCUACCAGCCGUCUUACCUGUCAAUCAACAACGAUGUGGAACAGAACACACUCUCGAUUUGGCACGUGGCUCCUGAUGACAAAAAUAAGGGGAUCCAUGAGUGGAAUUUCAGUGCUGCAUCAGUGCGAGGUGUGAGCAUUUCUAAGUUUGAUGAACGCAGCUCUUUCCUUUACGUACUAAACAACUCCGAAGACUUCCAGAUCUACUUCUGCACAGAGAUGCACUGCAAAAGGUUCUGUGAGCUUGUGAACAGUCUGACUGAAGAAGCCUGGAAAGGUCCAGAAGAGGCGGAGUGUGAUUCUGAAACUUUAGAGUACGAUUAUGAAUACGAUGAGCAUGGUGAGAGAGUGAUUCUGGGUAAAGGGACGUUCGGCAUCGUCUAUGCGGGUCGUGACCUCAGUAACCAGGUGCGACUGGCAAUCAAGGAGAUUCCUGAGCGGGACAGCAGGUACUCCCAGCCUCUGCACGAGGAGAUUGCCCUGCACAAGCACCUGAAACAUAAGAACAUUGUGCAGUACUUGGGCUCCAUCAGUGAAGACGGCUUUAUCAAGAUCUUCAUGGAGCAGGUCCCAGGAGGCAGUCUCUCAGCACUGCUGCGCUCCAAAUGGGGUCCUCUAAAGAACAAUGAGCCGACCAUCGGCUUCUACACCAAACAGAUCCUAGAAGGGCUCAAAUACCUGCACGAUAACCAGAUUGCCCACCGAGACAUCAAGGGAGACAACGUCCUGAUAAACACCUACAGCGGAGUUCUGAAGAUCUCAGACUUUGGCACGUCAAAGCGCCUGGCUGGGAUCAACCCCUGCACAGAGACCUUCACCGGAACGUUACAGUACAUGGCUCCAGAGAUCAUAGACAAAGGCCCUCGUGGUUAUGGGAAGCCAGCGGAUAUUUGGUCACUGGGGUGCACCAUUAUAGAGAUGGCCACUGGGAAACCACCAUUUUAUGAGCUGGGAGAACCUCAGGCAGCCAUGUUUAAGGUGGGAAUGUUCAAGAUCCAUCCAGAAAUUCCAGACACCAUGUCAGCCGAGGCCAAGGCGUUCAUCUUGCGCUGUUUUGAGCCGGACCCGGACCUGCGCGCUACGGCCAACGAGCUGCUCAUGCACGACUUUCUCACAGUGACGUCUCGCAAGAAAAAAGCCAAGGGCAACAACUUCACAGCUUUGACCCCAGCAACAGAAUACGUGCGCAGUAUCUCGCUUCCCGUUCCGGUGGUGGUCGAGGACACGAGCAGCAGCAGCGAAUAUGGUUCGGUGUCUCCGGACAACGAGCUGAGCGUCAACCCUUUCGUCUUCAAGCCCAGCGUCAAGUGCCUUAGUGAACGAGAGGUCAAAGGGCACAGGUCGCUCUUCCUCAGCAUCCCAGUGGAGCAGUUUGAGGACCACAGCGCUCCGCCGUCUCCGGAAGAAAAGGACCCCGGGUUCUUUAUGCUAAAGAAGGACAGCGAGCGCAGGGCCACGCUGCACCGCAUCCUCACCGAGGACCGAGACAAAAUAGUCACUAACCUGCAGGAGGCGCUCACGCAGGGUGCGGAGGAGACCAAGCUAAAACACGAGCACAUUUCAACUCUGGUUGCCAGCCUGGGGGAUUUCGUACGGAUGGCAGACCGAAAAAUCAUCGCCAACACGCUGUCGCAGCUUAAACUCGAGCUGGACUUUGACAGCGUCGCCAUCAGCCAGCUGCAGGUGGUGCUGUUCGGCUUCCAAGAUGCGAUGAACAAAGUGCUACGGAAUCACAACAUCAAACCUCACUGGAUGUUUGCUCUCGAUAACAUCGUCCGGAAAGCCGUACAGACCGCCAUCACCAUCCUGGUGCCAGAGCUCAGGCCACACUUCAGCUUGGCAUCCGAGAGCGACCACGCCGAUCAGGACGACGUCGACGAGGAAACCCUCGGCAACAAGCGCAGAAACUCCACCGCCGUCAACCACGACGACACGGUGGCCACGUCCGGCGUGAGCACGCUCAGUUCAACCGUCUCAGAGUCUCAGACGGCGCAACGCUCAGUCAGCAUGGAACUCGGCCGCAUGAAGCUCGAGACCAACAGGUUGUUAGAGGAGCUGGUGGAGAGGGAGAGAGAGUAUCAGUGUGUACUCAAUCAGAUUCUGGAAGAGAGGGAGAGGGAGAUUAAACUACUGAAGAUUCGCUCUGAAACUACCAAUGUUGCCGCUCCUUCAGCGAGUACUAUGAGUUCAUUGGGACGUGAGGGCGACACCGAGCUCCUCAAAUGGCUGAGGCUACACGGAGCCGACGCAGACUCUAUAGACCAGAUUGUAGCGGAGGACUACACCCUGGAUGACAUUCUUCACUACGUCACCAGGGACGACCUGAAAAGUCUGAGGUUGAAGGGUGGAAUCCUGUGCAAGCUCUGGAAAGCUAUUGCGGAAUAUCGAGAGAAACCCGGCUGAGAUUCCAGACCCCAGCCUGCUACCUGAUCGACUUUAUUCCAGUGUGUUUACAGACCAAGAAACCUGAGAAUCUGCUCCAGGAAAAAAAAAAACACUGUCACAGCAAGAUCCGAACUCCGGCCUGGACGUUUUAUUCGGCCCGUUUUAUGCAACAUUCGCGUUUUUAAUCCCCAGUGGUUUCGGAUGUGGUUAGUUUCUGCCACGAUUAGAAACAUUUUAUACUGAUGCAAGUUUUAAUAUUCACUUGUACCUGGACAUUUUGUGGCUCUAAAGCAGUGACUUUACAUGCUUUCCUUAUUUCAAAAACCCAUUUGAAGGAUGUGGAGUGAAGCAAGGUGAAGCUCGUACACAAGUCAGAGUUCCUCAUAUACGGCAAUGAAUUCCUGAUCUUGUGUCUUUGCUUGUUCAUGUUUACAAAAAAAAAAACGGAAUCUGAGACUGGCGUAAUCCUUCGUUUGUACAUUUCUUCGAGCUGACCCGGGCUCGGAUUUUAAACUUUUAACAUUUACGUUUCCGAUCUUAACACUAAUUUUUUUUUUACUAUUAUUGUCCGAACCUGUAUUUUAUUGUUUUUUUUUUUACUCUCCGUUACAUCGUGCUUGUCUUGGGUCAGUCGCCAUUGAAAGAUCAUGAGGCGUAAUCCAUAAACUGUACUGUAUUAAAAAUAAGUUCUUGGAACAAAGUUUGAAGAUGUUCAAAAGCCAGAUUUCUGCAUCGCGUGACUUUGGGAUUUUUUUUUCCGUACGCUUAUUAGUUCAUACAAACGUUAUACAUUCUAUAAAACUUGUGGCUUUAUACAGUUUUUACCUGGUUGUUCUGCUUAGCGCACAGUUUUGGUUUUUUUUCCCCCCGUACUUGAUAUUUUCUAUUUAAUGUUGUUUUUGUUUAUUUAAUCAUUAAUGAAUGAGAUUAUUUGUGCAUUUGUUAGAUGACAGUCCUAAAAAUUAACUGUGAAAUUAAAGUGGGACCUGAGAAAUCGUUA
Silurus meridionalis is the source of this 5526-nucleotide messenger RNA. It is a transcript of the gene map3k5, whose product is annotated as mitogen-activated protein kinase kinase kinase 5. The record is from RefSeq and is a predicted model, not a curated record. Gene Ontology annotation, molecular function: MAP kinase kinase kinase activity; ATP binding. Gene Ontology annotation, biological process: MAPK cascade; protein phosphorylation; cellular response to stress. Bases 507 to 4544 code for a protein of 1345 amino acids. NCBI's taxonomy places the organism in Eukaryota, Metazoa, Chordata, Actinopteri, Siluriformes, Siluridae. The transcript is spliced from 30 exons.